AUGGAUGUCGUGGGUGUUGCUCUUCUGCUGUUAGCCUUGUCAAUGGCUGGUCAUGUAGUGAGUGCAGGUAGCACAGAGCAUGCCUCAAUUUAUAUAGUCCACAUGGAUAAGUCUGCUAUGCCCAAGGAAUUCCCAACUCACGUUCACUGGUAUACAUCGCUGCUUUCAGCUGUGAAAGAAGCAAACGGGCAGCAGAGCAUAGAGGAGGAGGAUCUGUAUCUUUACACUUAUGAUACUGUAAUGCACGGUUUCAGCGCCAUGCUUACACAAUCGCAGCUGGAUUUGCUGGAGGAGAUGCCUGGUCACAUUUCAUCUUUUCCCGAUUCGUUGGCAACCAUGGAUACCACGCAUUCCACGGAAUUCCUGGAUCUUAGUCUUAAUAAGGGUAUUUUGCCAAUAUCCCGAUCUGGCCAAGACAUAAUUGUGGGCAUGCUGGACACCGGAAUUUGGCCCGAGAGCCGGAGCUUCCAUGACGAUGGAAUGGGACCAGUCCCAGCCAGAUGGAAGGGGAUUUGUCAGAACGGUACAGCCUUCGCCUCUUCGCUCUGCAAUAGAAAGCUGAUAGGAGCACGCUAUUUUAACAAAGCUCUGGUCGCCAAGUACGGGAAUCUUAGCCUCAACGACGACUACGCUUCUCCGAGGGAUUCUAACGGGCAUGGAAGCCAUACAUCGUCCACUGCAGGAGGUAACUUUGUAGAUGGCGUCGAUUUCUAUGGCUACGCUCCUGGUACAGCUCGUGGCGUGGCUCCUGCGGGGAGAGUUGCCAUGUACAAAGUCAUAUGGUCAAUUGGGAGUAUGGGCUCUGAUGCAUUGGCUGCAAUGGAGACCGCAAUUAGCGACGGAGCUGACGUUUUGUCUCUCUCGUUUGGCUACCUCUCACCUCCCUAUUUCCAAGAUGCAAUAGCCACCGGUGCCUUUGCGGCUAUAAAGAAAGGCGUUGUCGUUGUAUGCUCUGCAGGGAACAGCGGGCCGGAGCGGGGACGCAUGCACAAUGGUGCACCUUGGAUUUUCACGAUCGGUGCCAGCACGAUCGACAGAGAUUUUGUUGCUUCUUUGAAGUUGGGCGACGGUAGCGUCAUCACAGGCUCCUGCUUCUAUACUAAUCCAAACAAAAACGGGACCUACAACAUACCUCAAACCAAGCUCAUUUACGAGAGUGGAGACCCUGCAUGCAAGAGGCACUUCGAUGCUGCUACGGUGAACGGUACGGUUGUCUUGUGUGCAAAUAUGAGUUCUUUGCUUAUACAAGUUUUGAAACGAGCAGGAGUUCGGGCACUGAUCUCAUUGCCCAAGACCGAGAGCUUUUCGUCAUUUCCAGAUGACUAUUUUCCCAAUAUAGUGAUGAAACCCGAAGAUGGAGUAGGUUUAGUGAAGUAUGCUUCUUCAGAUUCAAGUCCUAUUGUCGAAGUACAGUUGGGCCUGACGUCUCUAGGUGUGAAGCCUGCGCCUUCAAUGGCAUCUUUUUCUUCUCGAGGGCCAUAUCCACCGAGCCGAAAUAUUAUGAAGCCUGACGUUACAGCCCCUGGUGUUAAUAUUUUUGCAGCGUGGCUUCCAAAUACCACAGAGGGAGACAAUUAUGCUAUCAUCUCAGGCACGUCCAUGUCAUGCCCUCAUGUGGCCGGAUUGGCAGUUCUGAUGAAAGCAAUUCACAGCGAGUGGAGUCCCGCAGCAAUCAAAUCUGCCAUCAUGACCACUUCCUUCACACUCAGCAAUUCCAACAAAGCUAUAAUGGACCUUGGCUACAGCGGUAACCCUGCCACGCCUUUUGAUAUGGGAGCAGGCCACGUCGACCCUAAUAAAGCAGUCGAUCCUGGACUCGUCUACGACAUCAGCGUCGAAGACUAUGCCAAUUAUCUGUGCACUCUCAAUUAUACCACCAAGCAAAUUCAAUCAAUUACCGGAACCCCUGUUUCAUGUCCUAGCGGCCUCGAUUUGGGAUCGGACGGUCUAAACUAUCCCUCCUUCACUGCAAUUUUCAACAAGAAUGCCACGUCGUCCUCGUCUUCCACAUUCAAAAGAACAUUGACGAAUGUGGGAGACGACAUAUCGUAUUAUAACGCUGUCCUUGAGGUGCCCAAAGGACUCAAAGUGCAGGUAAUUCCUAAUGCUGUGGAAUUUAAGAAGAAAUUUGAGAAGGUGAAUUUUACUGUCGUAGUGGAGGUAGAGGAAGGUGUGGGAAAUGAAUUUGUGUUGUACGGAUAUUUGAGUUGGGUUGAUGAAAAUGGCCAUAAGGUGAAAAGUCCUGUGCUGGCACUCUUUCAAUAA
Molecule: messenger RNA, 2265 nt
Organism: Cryptomeria japonica (Japanese cedar)
Lineage: Eukaryota; Viridiplantae; Streptophyta; Pinopsida; Cupressales; Cupressaceae
Product: subtilisin-like protease SBT3
Exons: 1
Coding region: 1-2265 (754 amino acids)
Biological process (GO): proteolysis
Molecular function (GO): serine-type endopeptidase activity
Source: RefSeq, a predicted model, not a curated record